Molecule: messenger RNA, 1413 nt
Organism: Lipotes vexillifer (Yangtze River dolphin)
Lineage: Eukaryota; Metazoa; Chordata; Mammalia; Artiodactyla; Lipotidae
Gene: ZNF329
Product: zinc finger protein 329
Exons: 6
Coding region: 1-1413 (470 amino acids)
Biological process (GO): regulation of transcription by RNA polymerase II
Molecular function (GO): RNA polymerase II cis-regulatory region sequence-specific DNA binding; DNA-binding transcription factor activity, RNA polymerase II-specific
Source: RefSeq, a predicted model, not a curated record
AUGGCCGCGGCAGCUCCCGCCGCUGCCGCAGGUGCCGCCGGCCAGCCUCCGGUGAGUCCGCUGCGCCCCUCGUCCUUUCGGUGCCCCGAUUUCCCCCUGAGGACGGUGUGUGUGUGUCGCGGGGGGCGGUGUCCGCUGGGCCUUGGUGACGCAGGAGCGAAGCGUCUGACGGCGGGUUUCCCGGGGUCAGUGGGCGCGUCCGACUCGCAAGGCCGGGGGUCCGCCCGAGGCGCGGCGGCCCUAGCGAGUGUGGACGCCCCCCUUCUGCGGUGUGGACGUCCCCUGCAGUUGAGGACGCCCCCCGGCGAAUGUGGACGCCCCGCUGCGGGUGUGGGCGUACCUCGGCGGGUGUGGAAGCUCCCUCUUAGGAGGAACAACCCUGGAGAAAAACUGUACACAUGUACUGAAUGUGGCAAGUGCUUCAAACGGAACUCUUCUCUUGUUUUGCAUCACCGAACUCACACUGGAGAGAAACCUUAUACCUGUAAUGAGUGUGGAAAAUCCUUCUCCAAGAACUAUAACCUAAUUGUGCAUCAAAGAAUCCAUACAGGAGAGAAGCCCUAUAAAUGCAGUAAAUGUGGGAAAGCCUUCAGUGAUGGGUCAGCUCUGACACAACACCAGAGAAUUCACACUGGGGAGAAACCUUACGAAUGUUUAGAAUGUGGGAAAACCUUCAACCGAAAUUCGUCCCUCAUUCUGCAUCAAAGAACUCAUACAGGGGAAAAGCCAUAUAGAUGUAAUGAGUGUGGGAAACCUUUCACUGACAUCUCCCACCUCACUGCCUUCCGAGAUGGCUCAUACCUCACCCAGCACGAGAGGACUCACACUGGAGAGAAGCCCUUUGAAUGUGUGGAAUGCGGGAAAUCCUUCAACCGUAACUCUCACCUCAUUGUGCAUCAGAAAAUUCAUUCUGGGGAGAAACCCUAUGAGUGUAAAGAAUGUGGGAAAACUUUCAUUGAGAGUGCUUACCUCAUCAGGCACCAGAGGAUUCAUACUGGUGAGAAGCCCUAUGGCUGUGAUCAGUGUCAGAAACUUUUCAGGAACAUCGCUGGCCUCAUACGUCACCAGAGGACUCAUACUGGCGAGAAGCCCUAUGAGUGUAAUCAGUGUGGUAAAGCUUUCAGGGACAGCUCCUGUCUGACCAAACACCAGAGAAUUCACACUAAGGAGACCCCGUACCAGUGUCCAGAUUGUGGAAAGUCCUUCAAGCAGAACUCUCACCUGGCAGUACAUCAGAGACUCCACAGCUGUCAGAAGCCCUAUGGCCGUGACCAGUGUCAGAAACUUUUCAGGAACAUCCUUGGCCUCGUCCGUCACCAGAGGAUUCAUACUGGUGAGAAACCCUAUGAGUGUAAUCAGUGUGGCAAAGCUUUCAGGGACAGCUCCUGUCUGACCAAGCAUCAGAGGAUAUAG